AACGCCGGUGCUCACAGACGUGUCCAGAGCGUCUCCACACCGACUCUAGACCCUGUCCGGUUGACAGCUGUUGUCAAGGCACCCAGAAGAGCCCGGAAGAGAGCAGAAGGCACAGCCAGUUCCAACGUCUUCUCAAUGUUUGACCAGUCCCAGAUCCAGGAGUUUAAAGAGGCUUUCACUAUCAUGGACCAGAACCGGGAUGGCUUCAUCGACAAGGAAGACCUGAGGGACACCUUUGCCGCACUGGGCCGCAUAAAUGUCAAGAACGAGGAGCUGGAGGCCAUGGUGAAGGAAGCUCCAGGGCCCAUCAACUUCACGGUCUUCCUGACCAUGUUUGGGGAGAAGCUCAAGGGCACGGACCCAGAAGAGACCAUACUGCAUGCCUUCAAGGUGUUUGACACUGAAGGAAAAGGCGUCGUCAAGGCCGACUUCAUUAAAGAGAAGCUUAUGACCCAGGCUGACCGGUUCAGUGAGGAGGAGGUCAAGCAGAUGUUUGCAGCUUUCCCUCCUGAUGUCUGUGGCAACUUAGACUACAGGAAUCUGUGCUAUGUCAUCACACACGGCGAGGAGAAGGACUAGAAGACGUGCCUCCUCCACACCUGGAGUCAGCCAAGACUGGCCGGGAAACAGUCUCCAUCACCCCAGCCCAGCCCCGGAGUCUGGGGCUGGAGUGGGAAUAAAUAACACAGAGAUGUA
Mesocricetus auratus (golden hamster) is the source of this 696-nucleotide messenger RNA. RefSeq names its product myosin light chain 10 (gene Myl10). The record is from RefSeq and is a predicted model, not a curated record. The coding region runs from base 136 to 579 and encodes 147 amino acids. Gene Ontology annotation, cellular component: mitochondrion; cytoplasm. Gene Ontology annotation, molecular function: calcium ion binding. The transcript is spliced from 7 exons. Lineage: Eukaryota; Metazoa; Chordata; Mammalia; Rodentia; Cricetidae.